CCACCCUUUGCUGCUUCUGUCGGCCGAAAAUCAUUCCACUAUCUUCAGUUCGGAUCAAUUACGCUCAAUAGGACACCUCGAGGGGCGACUUUGUCUCGUAGUAAGCGAACCCCUCUCAAUCUCGAACAAUCCCCGAGACCUAGGGAUUCGAAGGGAAAAAGAUGAAUUCAUUUGCUUGGUUCUACUAUGCGUUGGAAAUAAUUUGGCUGUGGAACUAGAAUCUAUUGUAGACGUAUAUAAGUUUGAAGUGUUUCCAUUCAACGACUUCUUCGCAAUAUCACAGUUCAUAGCUCAUCAUUUCUUGUUUACCAUACCACAGAGUCAAAAAUCCAACUAGACCAAACAAUACAAUCAUGUCUGCAACCACCAUGAAAUACAAGGCAGCAGCCGUCAACGCUGAACCCGGCUGGUUCAACCUCGAGCUUGCCGUCAAGAAAACCAUAGACCUGAUCAACGAAGCUGGAAACGCGGGUUGUAAACUCAUCGCCUUCCCAGAACUCUGUAAUGCACCCACAGCCCCCUCACAACCAUUGCUUCAAUAAGUAAACAGACUAACCAACUUCCAGGGAUCCCGGGCUACCCAUACUGGAUGUGGAAAGUAACCUACCAAGAUUCCCUCCCUCUGCUCAAGAAAUACAGAGAAAACUCCCUCCCCUCCAACUCCCCCGAAAUGCAACGCAUCCGCGCCGCCGCACGCGCAAACAAAAUCUUCGUCUCCCUCGGCUACUCGGAGCUCGACCUCGCCAGUCUCUACAUAACUCAAGUCCUCAUCUCGCCAACCGGCGAUGUACUCAACCACCGUCGCAAGAUCAAAGCCACACACGUGGAACGUCUCGUGUUCGGUGACGGCACCGGCGAUACAACAGAGAGCGUUGUCCAGACCGAAAUCGGCAGGAUCGGACAAUUGAAUUGCUGGGAGAACAUGAAUCCCUUCAUGAAAGCGUAUGCGGCGAGUUUGGGGGAGCAGGUUCAUAUUGCUGCUUGGCCUCUUUACCCGGAUAAGACGACGUGGAAGUAUCCGGAUCCGUUUACCAAUGUUAGCGAUACCAAUUCUGAUGUAAGUUUGCCUCGAAAUAAACACUUCAUAUGCAUUGGGAGAAGGGGUCUGACAUUUCCCAUAGAUCGUCACCCCAGCCUACGCCAUUGAAACCGGAACCUUCACACUGGCACCCUUCCAGACCAUCUCAAAGGAAGGCAUCAAACUCAACACGCCCCCCGGAAAACAACAAGAAGACCCCAAGAUCUACAACGGCAACGCCCGAAUCUACGGCCCCGACGGACAAGACCUCGUCGAGCACCCAUCUAAAGACUUCGAGGGGUUACUUUACGUGAAUGUACGUCCUUCCCUUCGCUCACCCUUUCUCCCAAAUCCUAACUACGUUCCCCCCAAAGAUCGACCUAAACGAAGCCCACCUCUCCAAAGCCCUAGCCGAUUUCGUAAGUUCCCUCCUCUUGCCAUCAUCCAUCUCCAUCCACAAUAAGGCAACUCACAAUCCCUCAGGGCGGCCACUACAUGCGCCCCGACCUCAUCCGCCUCCUCGUCGACACCGACCGCAAAGACCUCAUCGUCCGGUCCGAGAAAACCACCGGCUCCAUCAAGAUAACCAAGACAAUCGACAAGAUUGGACUCUCCACCCCUCUGACGACCUUGGAGAACGAGGAAAAGAAGAAGAAGGAUGCCGAGUAAGUAUCUUUUUCGGGAUUUUCCGUGAUAGGAACCGAGGGGUAAAGAUUGGGCAGAUGGUUGAACGGGGGGGGGGAACUUGGGAAGUUUUGUGAAAGUAACAUUUUUUGGUAUGAAUCGAGAUGAAUUCGCUGCUCCCUUUGCAA
This is a messenger RNA of Hymenoscyphus albidus, 1830 nucleotides long. Lineage: Eukaryota; Fungi; Ascomycota; Leotiomycetes; Helotiales; Helotiaceae. The record is from the annotation of a GenBank genome assembly.